Molecule: messenger RNA, 648 nt
Organism: Babesia bigemina
Lineage: Eukaryota; Apicomplexa; Aconoidasida; Piroplasmida; Babesiidae
Exons: 3
Coding region: 1-648 (215 amino acids)
Source: RefSeq, a predicted model, not a curated record
AUGAGAUACGGGAGGCCUUGCGGUAGGUCAAACGCGGCCGUAGCGUCGCGCCUGGACGCGUGUCUAAAAUCUCGCAGCGACAUCAUCAAGCUCGAUGGCCUCCAGAACACCAGCCUACUCUCCAUGAGAGAGGAGUUGGGGAGAAGGUUCCGCAAGCCUGCGUCCUACUUCGACGCGCGCCGGGAAGAAGUCAACGAGCUGAUCCUCGAAACCCUGACCGAGAUGUACGGCACCGAUCAACUCCAGGAACUUAUCAAAUCCGAGGGUUUGGACGCGGUAGACAAUGAGAACAAGGUGGAAAGCCUGGAGGAGGAGCCUCCCACGACGAAAAGAGCCGCCCCGACGGAGGCCACAGAGGUCCUUCCCAGCAUCAUCUCGGAACCGGGUGACGAGGUGGAAAAAACUGCCAAAAGGGCAAAGCAGAGCCAGGCCAACAUCAUGACCCGUCGCGAAUUCAUGAAAAAUGCGCCAAAGCUCAAAGUACAAAUCGACGAUUCGGUGUUCAAUGUCGCGCCAAGAACCUUCUCAACCGACAGCUGCGGGUGGUACCUGAGCGACAAGGUCAAACUGGACAUAUGCGGGCAAACGAUUGUAUGCCAAGUCGGCCUUAACUGCACUGUUGUCGGAUCCAAGCAGUGGAAACCAUGA